CAGCAUUUUGUUGGGACCCUGGACUUGGGGCACAUAUGCCACUUUCCAAAAGACAUUAAAGCAGGGCUUUCAGCCCAGGCUUGUCAGGAGGGAAGGUCCUUGAGUAGCUCCAUAAUUGGUACAAAAACAGGAAGGAGGGUGUAGGAGUCAGCGGUCAGUUUUUGUGGUGGAAAGAGAUCGCUGUGUUGGGUCCCAUGUUUUUUUCAACAUGUUUGUGAGCAACCUGGAAUAGGGAAUGAGCAAUGAGAUGACAGGGCUUGCCGAGACGAUUGGAUUACUCAAGUUCAUGGGGACAAGUGCCAGCUAGGAAGAGUACAGAAGACCAUUACAACACCGGCUGUUAGGCAGAUGAAAUUCAGUUUAGAUAAAAAUCAAGUUGUUGAUAGUGGGAAGGAAAGCCCCAAAUCCACAAACAAGAUUACACACUGAGCUGGCCACUCGCAGCAAUGCCUGGGGCUAUUUUGGAUAUUUCGUGCUUAAAAAACACGUCCAAUCAUCUUUGUGAGUGAGAAAGCAGAAACAAAGCAAGAAAGCCUUUUGCAGCUCUCCAAAUUGGCGUCUCACCCCCUCACAGUCCCUGUGUGCCCCCAGCCCCAGCAUCUCUGGAAGGGUUGAGGGGAGCUGGGGAAGGUCGGGAGGAAAGCAACAAGGAGGACCGAAGGCGUGGAGCUGUGCCUGGAUGACUAAGUGAGCUAGAAUUUCUCUGUUUAGAAAAUGUGCUGUAGGGUGGAUACGAUUCGGGCCUGUAAAGCUGUGGCUGGCAUGAAGAAGCCUCUCCAAUGUUCAUCCACCCUUUGAUGGUGAGGGUGAGGGCCCUGCUCAAGGCCCUGCAUGCAGGGAGAGAUGCUGCCCUCGCUCAUGGGCUCCCGAGUUUGGGGGCGGGGGGGGAAGCAGGGAUUUCACAGAAGCGAAACCUGCUGUGGGCUACAAAACAAAUGAACAGCAUAUCCCUCCUGGCUGGGAGGCUGGGAGAGCAGUCAGGGAGUUAGUCUAUGCCUGUGCCACUCUUACCCUCUCUUGGCACCUGCUUUUGCCCUCUGAUGGGGACAAGCUUUUGAGCCAGACCGGCCUCUGAUUUGACCCAGCUUACCUGCCCUUAUUUUGGGAGGGCUUACGUCUGUUGCAGCACUGCAGUGAUGGUGCACAAUCACGCACACUCAUACGUCUUGUGAAAUACAAGCACAUGUCCCCGCAGCUGGUGGCUGAAGGUGGAAGCAGGCAGGACGCUGCCCGGGAGGCUGGUUCCCUGGACCCUGGCAAAAGACGGAGAGCAGCCACGAGACUUGUUGGGACCUGUGCUGAUGCUUGCUGCACAAGAUGACAGCAAGAGACGGGCCCCAAGACAGGUACAAGGCUGUCUGGCUGAUCUUCUUCAUCCUCGGCCUGGGAACGCUGCUGCCAUGGAAUUUCUUCAUGACUGCCAGGGAGUAUUUCAUCGGCCGCCUUGCGGACCCAGACGAGACAAGCCAGUUGAGGAAUCUGACUGGUGGGGCUGUCAUGCCCCCCUCCUACCUGCAGUCCAUGUUUGACAACUUUAUGACGCUCUGCGCCAUGGUGCCCCUCCUCAUCUUCACCUGCCUCAACUCCUUCAUCCACCAGCGGAUUCCCCAGCAGAUCCGCAUCUCAGGCAGCCUGGUGGCCAUUGGGCUAGUGUUUUUAAUCACCGCGAUCAUGGUGAAGGUCCCCAUGGAGCCUCUUCCCUUCUUCAUCUUUACCAUGAUCAGCAUCAUCUUAAUCAACUCCUUCGGCGCCAUCCUCCAGAGCAGCCUCUUUGGGCUGGCAGGGCUCCUGCCUGCCAGCUACACGGCUCCCAUCAUGAGUGGGCAGGGCUUGGCGGGCACCUUUGCUGCUUUGGCAAUGAUCUUCAGUAUUGCCAUUGGCGCCCAGCAACCUGAGAGCUUCAUCGGUUACUUCACCACAGCCUGUGUGGCGAUCGUCCUGGCAAUCUUCUCCUACAUCCUUCUGCCUCGCAUGGAUUUCUUCCGAUAUUACUCCAUGAAGGACAAGACAGAGUACCAUGUGUACAACGCAGAGCUGGAGACCAAGAGAGACCUGAUUAAGAAAGAUGAGCCCAAUGGGAUGGAGCAGAAUAACUCAAAGGUCAUCCCUAUCCACAACCCUGAUGAGAAGCCCUCGGUCAUUGCUAUUUUUAAGAAGCUCUGGGUCAUGGCUCUGUCUGUCUGCCUCGUCUUCACUGUCACCAUCGGCGUCUUUCCUUCCAUCACAGCUAAGGUGUCCACUGUCCUCGGAGAGGGAAACAAAUGGGGUCUCUACUUCAUCCCUGUGUCCUGCUUCCUGCUCUUUAAUGUCUUCGACUGGAUGGGACGGAGUCUCACUGCCCUCCUCACAUGGCCCGGGAAGGACAGCUGCCUCCUGCCAGCGUUGGUGGCCCUCCGUGUCAUCUUUAUCCCCCUUUUCAUGCUGUGCAACGUGCAGCCCCGUAACUACCUGCCUGCCGUGUUCUCUCAUGACGCCUGGUACAUCGUCUUCAUGAUCUUCUUCUCCAUCUCCAAUGGCUACCUGGCCAGCCUUUGCAUGUGUUUUGGGCCCAAGAAAGUGCUUGCCCACGAAGCGGAGACAGCUGGAGCUGUCAUGGCCUUUUUCCUGUCACUGGGCUUGGCUCUGGGAGCUGCCGUCUCCUUCCUGUUCCGAAUUCUCAUCUAGCAGCAGCACCCAGAGGGUGCAGGGACACCGAGAGAUGGCUCCGCAUCCUCCUCCGAGGCCCUGGAUACCUCGGCGCCGUGGGGAGAUGACACCUCACGCCUGCCCCUGCCAAAUCACACUGCCACGGCAGACGUUACACCCAGGGACGGUUCCACUCCUGCAGGGUUGGCCUGGCUCCUGCCACGCUCGGCUGUGUGAUGCCUUCAGGCCUACGUGCCUUCUCCUUUCCCAUGCUCUGUGUGUGUGUGUAAGACCCUCAGGAUCUCACAGAGGUCCAGUCGCCUCCCAUGCUGCCUAAUUUCCCCAGCUCCAGGCCAAAAGCCAUUCUCAGCCUCCUCCUCUCUGACAGAGUUGGAGGCUGGUAUCCAGUGUUAUUCCCUCUCCUGCCCUUUUCCCUAAGCCAGCUAGGGAUUUGCUCUCCUCUCCUUCUGAGGUGCCUGGAAACAUCCCACACUUCUCCUGCUGGCGAGACUUGCAUACGGGUGGGAAAGCCCCCAGCCAGCCUCGCCAUCCCCGCUGUCUAUUAGGCGCACAUCGCCCUGCCCAGCACCAUCCCAGGGACAUAGACAUCUGUGUCCCACCCACAUAAAGAGCCAGCACCCUGGCUGGGCUGAGGGAGGAGGAGGAGGUCUCCACACCCCACCUUCUCCCCUGCCCCUCGCCUUUCUUCCCUACUUUUUUGUAAUUCUGCCAUUGUUUUCUUCCUGCCCCUCCGAUUGUGUGGCAGGAGGCCCUACCGCGGGCUGCAAGAGGAGGCAAUUCCAUUCCCGCACAGGCUGCCGCCCCUGCCUGCCUGUGCUGCAGGGGGAGGCCUCGCCUCGGCUUUCCCAUCCCUUGUCUGUGUAAACGUGUCUGUACAGUUGCCGUUUUCUAUUAAAAAAAGAAAAAAGACCAAAA
Calidris pugnax (ruff) is the source of this 3561-nucleotide messenger RNA. It is a transcript of the gene SLC29A1, whose product is annotated as solute carrier family 29 (equilibrative nucleoside transporter), member 1. The transcript is spliced from 13 exons. NCBI's taxonomy places the organism in Eukaryota, Metazoa, Chordata, Aves, Charadriiformes, Scolopacidae. Gene Ontology annotation, biological process: uridine transmembrane transport; nucleoside transmembrane transport. Gene Ontology annotation, molecular function: nucleoside transmembrane transporter activity. The coding region runs from base 1318 to 2664 and encodes 448 amino acids. The record is from RefSeq and is a predicted model, not a curated record. Gene Ontology annotation, cellular component: plasma membrane.